Suncus etruscus (white-toothed pygmy shrew) is the source of this 1122-nucleotide messenger RNA. It is a transcript of the gene LOX, whose product is annotated as lysyl oxidase. Lineage: Eukaryota; Metazoa; Chordata; Mammalia; Eulipotyphla; Soricidae. Gene Ontology annotation, biological process: peptidyl-lysine oxidation. The record is from RefSeq and is a predicted model, not a curated record. Gene Ontology annotation, molecular function: copper ion binding; protein-lysine 6-oxidase activity.
AUGCUGGCCGCCUGGACCGCGCUCCUGCUGGGGCCGCUGCAGCUGUGCGCCCUGGCGCGCGGCGCCCCGCCCGCCGCCGGCCCGUCGCUGCCCCCGCGCCCCGCCGACCCCGCGCCCCCCGCGCCCGGCGCCUGGCGCCAGCGCCUCCGCUGGGAGAACCGCGGGCAGGUGUUCAGCCUGCUGAGCCAGGGCGCGCGCUACCAGCCCCAGCGCCGCCGCGACCCGGGAACCGGCGCCGCCGCCGCCGCCAGCCCGCGCACCCCGCUCCUGCUGCUCCGGGACCGGGACCGAGACAACCGCACCGCGCCCGCCGCGCGCCCCGGCCUCCGCGCCCGCCCGCCCGGCCCCGCGCGCGUGGACGGCAUGCUGGGCGACGACCCCUACAACCCCUACAAGUACUCGGACGACAACCCCUACUACAACUACUACGACACCUACGAGCGGCCCCGGCCCGGCGGCAGGCACCGGCCGGGCUACGGCACCGGCUACUUCCAGUACGGUCUCCCCGACCUGGUCCCCGACCCCCUACUACACUCCAGGCGUCCCACAUACGUGCAGAGGAUAUCCAUGUACAACCUGCGCUGCGCCGCCGAGGAGAAUGCUGGCCAGAGUGUCAGCUACAGAGCAGAUGUCAGAGAUUAUGAUCACAGGUGCUAUCUAAGAUUUCCCCAAAGAGUGAAAAACCAAGGAACGUCAGAUUUCUUACCAAGCAGGCCAAGAUAUUCCUGGGAGUGGCACAGCUGUCAUCAACACUAUCACAGCAUGGAUGAAUUCAGCCACUAUGACCUUCUUGAUGCCAGUACACAGAGGAGAGUGGCUGAAGGCCACAAAGCCAGUUUCUGUCUUGAGGACACAUCCUGUGAUUAUGGCUAUCAUAGACGAUUUGCCUGCACUGCUCACACCCAGGGGUUGAGUCCUGGAUGUUAUGACACUUACAAUGCAGACAUAGAUUGCCAAUGGAUCGAUAUUACAGACAUCCAACCUGGAAACUACAUUCUCAAGGUCAGUGUGAAUCCCAGCUAUCUGGUGCCUGAAUCGGACUAUUCCAACAACGUGGUGCGCUGUGACAUUCGCUACACAGGACAUCAUGCAUAUGCCUCGGGCUGCACCAUUUCACCGUAA